AUUUCCUACUCCUAUUAGUGUGUUCCCAAAACCAUGGCCUAGUCAAAAUUUUUGUAGUUUUAUUCACAUAAAAAAACAAAUGUAAAAUAAAAACCCUAGAGGUAAUGUGAAUACAAUUAUGUGAAUACCUAAUUAUUUUACUUACAUAAACAUUCAGACCAGCACCACAUGAACACACCACUUCUUCUAUAAAAGUAAACUGGCAUUUAUAUAGUUUUGGUUUUGGAACAGAAGUUAGAGUAAAUGGCUAAGAGGGUAUCAGAUUUCAAAAAGAGUAAAGCAACUAAAGACAAAGAAAAUUAUGGAACAACAACUGGUUCAGAUUUUACUAGUCAAGACAUUUUCUACACAACAGAGAGUAAUGAAACUAGACCAGACUAUGAAUAUAAAACGAAAAGAAGGAAUUAUUUUGAUGAUUAUUAUACAAGUGAUACUUAUGAUACUAAGUUUUUUGACAAAUAUGAUUUCAAUCAUGGACGUGGUGAGGACUCUUACACUUAUGACGAUUAUACAACAUCUGCUAUUUCUUAUGAUGAAACAAGAGGUAAACCUGGACAUUUCAAAGCACCACCAAGCAAGAGUGAAGAGUCUGUAAACAGAUAUGGACCCAGACGACAUGGACGUGGCUAUCGCUCACGUGAUAGAAGAGAAUACGAUUAUUUUAGUCCAGAAGAAUAUAGUAAGAAACGAAGAUCAAAGCUAACAUCAACACCUGACAAAUAUAUCCAGUAUCCGUUGGAGUAUGAGGAUAUUGAGUAUACGGAUAAAGGUAGGAGAUCUCACUCACCAAGGAGGAGCAUAGAUUAUGAAAGCUAUUAUUAUACUGUGCCAGAAAAGGAAUAUGACUAUAAAAAAUACUUUGAAUUAACCAAAUCAAGAGACAAAAGUCCAGGUAAACAUAAAAGAGCAGAAAAACCUGGGGGCCUCUUUGAAAAAAAGAAUAAAAGACAGCCAAGUCCCCAAAAAAGAGGAAAAGAUUAUCAAAUAUAUGCAUAUCAAGAAGCAAACCAACAUAAAGCCGUUUUUAAAGGAAAUAAUGAUAUCACGGAAGGCACAUCACAACUAUCCGAAAUUGAGGUUAAAACUCAUGAGUAUCCUAUUUUGGCAUUUAAAGACACAAAUUCUGGAAGCAUUGGAUCAGAUACAGUCUAUUUGCCUGUUUUAGUUAUGGAUAAAUCAAUUGAUGAUAACUCUGUAUCAGCUAGUAAGAAUGUCCAACCAGAAGUGUUAACUCCAGCCCAGUUGGGAAAUAUACAGAUUUUUGCUGCUAACCUACAAGACCAAAAAAAUAUUUUUACAAAAUACGGAGACAGUUCAGAGAAAAACAAGGUAUCUCUCAAUAAAAAACCACCUGAAAUACCAUCUGGAUUGCAAUAUGCAGGUUCAAUACUUGGCUCAGUGUUUGAUCAUGCCGAAUUUGAUACCGAAAGUACAAAACCAAAUUUUCUGACUAAUACAAGGGGAAAUAGAAAAGUCACUGAAUUAUCUUACCAGGUGAUUGUUGAUGUUGAUAAAAAUACUGAUAACAGAAAAUCAACACCAAAUUUGAACCCAUUUGAACAUAAAGAAAUUGAGGAUCCCCUCCAUGAUGACUAUCCAGUUACCAAAGAUUAUAUUAAAGUAAAUGAUAACACUUCAGAAAAACUCCGAAGCAGCAUGACAGGGCCAAAUAAACAUUUAGAAAAAAGAAAGUCAAGUUCAGUGAAGCAUCCAAUUAAAUCUUCAAUUUUUAAUAAAAUGUCAACAAAAAAAGGAUUUAGGGAAAUGCGGAACAGUACCACAACAUCAAUUAAAAAGCCUUCCAUAGUUGAAUCCCCAGUUAGAAAUGAACGUGCAUCACCAAUAAGACAAUCUACUGAACACAGGCAGAGUACAAUGUUAGAUAAACAUGCACCAUCAGUAAGACAAUCUACUGAACACAGGCAGAGUACUAUGUUAGAUAAACAUGCACCAUCAGUAAGACAAUCUACUGAACACAGGCAGAGUACUAUGUUAGAUAAACAUGCACCAUCAGUAAGACAAUCUACUGAACACAGGCAGAGUACUAUGUUAGAUAAACAUGCACCAUCAGUAAGACAAUCUACUGAACACAGGCAGAGUACUAUGUUAGGUAGGAAACGAGGUUCAGUGGCAGUAGCAAGUCAUCUUGAACCGGACAGGAGAUCAAUUGAAGUGAAAGAAGCAUCUGCAAUAACACGGCUUAGUACUAUAAAUGAAAAUAAACAAGAAGAUCAAUUUCAUAACAUUUUACAAGCACCAGCAUUCCUUAAAACAAAUAGUGAAGAUAGAAAAAGUAGAGUUGACUCCAAAAUUAGAAAUAAACAAUCACAAGAAAUAACUAUUCCUAUAGUAGUUUCACAAGCUUCUACAACUAGUAUAAAAAAUGGUGAACGACAAAGGCGAUCUUCAGCCACAACACCAAAAACUACCAGCAAUUCUCACAAAAAUAGUAUGAUCCCUAUUGAUCCUUUACAACAUUUCAGAAGCUUGGACCAUGCUCUACAAAAACAAACAACAAAUUCACAAGAUUUAACAGUACAACAAACAUUGGCUCACCAAGACAGCAGGUUAUUAAACAAAUCUCCUAAGAUUUCAUCAAGAAAAAUGUCUGUAAUUAAACAGAGUGAAAUUGCGAGAAAAGUUAGCCCAACAAUGUCUAGAACUGAUACUGUAAAAAGAGACACAGAAACUUUAAAGAAAAGAAUCAGUAUUACUCCAAACAUGUUAGAAACACAAAAACUUGCAUCAUUAAAAAGUAAAGAAGUUGUAGCAAAGAUCAAAAGUAAAGAAUCUAUAGGUAGUUCUGCAGCUCCUAUCUUAACAAAGCGAAGUAAAAGAGAUAGUCAAGGUAAUCUGAGAUCUUCCAGAGUGUUAGAGGAUAUUGGAAUAAUAAGUGAAGAAGAUCAAGAUCAGAAAAAAGAAUUAAUUAGAGAGCCUACUUAUAUUGCAGGGGAAAAGAUUACUGCUGUUCAGGAUUUAUCCGAAAAUGAACCGUGGCCACCACCACCCAGAUCAAAUUCCUCACUGAGGGGUAUUGCUUCUGCUUUGGUAAAUUUUUCAAGAUCUAAAUCAUCUCAGAAACCUGACAUUAAUAUGAAGACUGCUAGUCGACAGAGUACAUUGGCAUCGAGAGGUAAAUCGAGAUCCAUCAAAGAGGAUGAGAAAUCCAUGAAUCGUCCUUCCUUUUUACAAAGCACAGAACCCACUUUAACUCAAUACAACAAAGAUAAUCAGUUGAAGAAAUCUGAAACCCUUAAAUCUUCUAAAAGUAAAACAGGAGCGGAACGUAAAAAAGUGAUUAGACAAACCAGUAAAUCACCAAAAGUUGAGAAAAAGAAAUCUAGCAAUAUUUUUAGAGUGUUUUCAAGCCGAAGUGUGUCACGAGGUAAAGCAAAAAAUAAACCUCGUGAGUCAGAGAAGCCUAGUAGAAGUACAAGUCGACUUUUUGGAUUUCCCCGACUAAGACGAUCAAAAGCCAAAACUAGAGACCGGUCACUAGCAAACUCUAGGGAUCAGAAACUAGCAAGCGCUGGAGAUGGGACACAAGAAAUUGAACGAGAUGAUUCAAUAGCAACUACUAAGGAACCAAUGACCUCACCAGAAGUAAGUGAUGUGGAGAAAGAGGAUCUUUGUGAGUGUUAUGUUCAAUACAUGCACCAAGCAAAAAAAUAUGCUCAUUUUUUCCUAGGUACCACACUACAUGAGCAGAUCAUGAAUAUUCUCAAAGUGUUGCGUUCUGCCUGAUGUUCUUUAUGGAAAGUGACCAGUGUUACAAGUACUACGUAAACCUAUUCAACAAAACUUAUAUUUUACAAACUCUAUCUGAAGUAAUAUUAAUAGGUUUUAUUGCAACUAAACUAAAACUAAAUAAUUAUAAUUCUACCAUCUUUAUUUAUUCUUGUGUUUGAUAUUUACAACUCACAUUUCAAUGUUUAACAUAUUAAACUAAUUUAAAAUAUCAAA
Homalodisca vitripennis (glassy-winged sharpshooter) is the source of this 3963-nucleotide messenger RNA. RefSeq lists its product as uncharacterized. The record is from RefSeq and is a predicted model, not a curated record. NCBI's taxonomy places the organism in Eukaryota, Metazoa, Arthropoda, Insecta, Hemiptera, Cicadellidae. The transcript has 2 exons. Bases 244 to 3744 code for a protein of 1166 amino acids.